GCGACGCGACUUUCGUUUGUACUUUUGUACUUGUAGUCAAACGAGAAUUUAUGACAAAACGGGAGGGAGACUUUAAGACAAAAAUAGAACCCUCCUAAUUACGCGAAACGUCAAGACCUACAGAUGGAAGCCAAGUCCCUUCGAAGUCUGAAGUGUAGUCCAGACCACUACGCGAGGGCCUUCAAAGCCUUCCGUGACCGGUGUUCAGAAGUCAGUGGAAUCCCCGACUGGAUAGGCACUGUGUUCAGCGAUGCAGUCGUCAAUAAACUUCAGGUCACACCGGAGGGACAAGAAGGGCUACGUGUCCUUGGAAUCGGGAGUGGUUCUGGUGAAAUUGACUGCCUCAUGCUGGAAAGAUUUUUACAGCGGUUUCCACGCAUCUACAACUGUGUAGUUGAGCCGGUCCCCGUGAUGGUGGACCAGUACAAAUCGCUUGUUCAAUCCAUGGCCCCUGAACUACAAGGUGUCCACUGUGACUGGCACAUGACGACAAUGCAGCAAUACCAAGAGGCCGGGAGUCCAACCAAGUACCACUUCAUUGGCGCCAUUCACUCCAUCUACUUCGUGAACGGUGUGGACAAAUGGAUGGCGAGCCUCUACGACAUGUUGGCUCCCGGUGGCAUAAUGCUGAUGGUCCUCAAUUCAGACACGAGCGGGUUGUGCCGUUUUCAAGAUAGUCUUAUAUCCAUUCUCGGUCGAUCAAAGUGCAUCAUGUCCGAUGCAAUACUGCGCUCCCUUGACCGGCAGAGCAUUCCCUACGCUCUGUCGCACCAGAAGAGCCUCCUAGACAUCACCACGUGCUUCAAGGAAGAUUCGGAGGACAGAAGACUGCUGCUGGAUUUCCUCACUGACGUGGUGGACUUCCAAGGGACGGCGGCUGAGGAGCAGCAGAGAUCGGUGUUAGAGAGUCUGGCCAGCGGCGAUUGCUCCACAAGGGACGGCGAGAAGGUGUGGCUACGAACCGACUGGGACGCUGUAUUUGUCCAGAAGCCGGCCAAGGCAGAGUAACCGUAAUCUGAGCUUCUUGUGGGGUGUUGUCAGUUUAGGCAAAAUAUAUCUGAGGGUGAUAAGAAACUGAAAUAGUCGUAUUUUAGGAUGUAUUUUGUAUCAAGUUGAAUAGUGAAAUACAUGUACAUGUAGUUUUCAAGGGUGAAGAUGUGUCAAAUUGAAUACUGUAUUUUCAUUGGCUGAGACUGAUCAUGGGAAUGUGCCCAUGAAAACGCAUAUCGCAUCGUGACACCACAUGGUGAGAUUAUGAACUCCCCCCCCCACUUUAGUGUCCAAGGGAUAAAGCAGGGUUCAUUAAACAAAGCACCGAGGGCUUCACCUAUUAUGCUGCGAGUCCUUUGGAGGUAAAAACAUCAUAUCCAUAUACAACACUCAAUAAUGGCACCACAAUAACGUAAAAAAUAAGACCUUUUUUUUUUAGCUUAAAUGAGUAAUCUUUAAAUAAAUAACAAGCCUUUUUAUACACAAGACUUUUAUAUUACUGUUGUAUUACAUUUAUUCUCUUAGCCAAUCAGGAAGAGUUUAUUGUUUUUAUGGAUUUCAGAUGCAGAUGUAAUAUAUAUCCCAGGGAGAUCAAGGCAGAUCUAGGUUUAUUUUUGUUGGUUUUCAAUAGCAUCACGCAAGCAUUCACUCAGGGUUUCUAUCACAUAAAUGUAUUACAGAAACAGUUGUUUGUUUUGUGUAUUUGGAAGAUCCAUUGUAUACUCGCACUUUGCUCAUUUUAUUCAUCCGUAUUUAUUGAUGGCUGUUGGUGUGGCAGGACCUCUUUUUUUUUGCUUCAAUUUUCACAAUUGAGAGGACUUAAAUUCUCCAUAAAAACUCUGAGCAGUGCUA
This is a messenger RNA of Acanthaster planci (crown-of-thorns starfish), 1842 nucleotides long. Its product is annotated as histamine N-methyltransferase-like. The record is from RefSeq and is a predicted model, not a curated record. Lineage: Eukaryota; Metazoa; Echinodermata; Asteroidea; Valvatida; Acanthasteridae.